AUGGCAUCCACAUCGUCUUCUGGCACUGGUUUAGUCAGCAUUACAGUUCAAAUGUCUUCGAAAGGAAGCGACACGACAGUCGAUUUAAACAAUAUCCCGUUGUCAAUGACAGUCGGUGAGUUAAAAACAAAACUGAAUGUAGGACCAAACUCACGCUUUGGACGUUUAAAUCAGUUUGAAAAUUGGGAUAAUCGACGUUCACUGUCGGACUAUUUUGUCGAAACUGGUGAAUCAUUUGACUGUGUCAUACAAUCUGUCAUGGAAGAUGCACAACGAUCUUUCGAUGAUUAUGAUGAAUGGUUAUUGGCUAAUAGAAAAUGA
Rotaria sp. Silwood1 is the source of this 321-nucleotide messenger RNA. NCBI's taxonomy places the organism in Eukaryota, Metazoa, Rotifera, Eurotatoria, Philodinida, Philodinidae. The record is from the annotation of a GenBank genome assembly.